Sphaeramia orbicularis (orbiculate cardinalfish) is the source of this 1179-nucleotide messenger RNA. Its product is annotated as voltage-dependent T-type calcium channel subunit alpha-1G-like. Gene Ontology annotation, molecular function: voltage-gated sodium channel activity; low voltage-gated calcium channel activity. Bases 1 to 1179 code for a protein of 392 amino acids. Lineage: Eukaryota; Metazoa; Chordata; Actinopteri; Kurtiformes; Apogonidae. Gene Ontology annotation, cellular component: voltage-gated sodium channel complex; plasma membrane; neuron projection. The record is from RefSeq and is a predicted model, not a curated record. The transcript is spliced from 10 exons. Gene Ontology annotation, biological process: transmembrane transport; calcium ion import; membrane depolarization during action potential.
AUGAGGAGCAGACACUGGUGCGCUGAGAUCCAGAAGACGGACUACGCACAGACAGCUGCGACGGCCGACAGACCGCCACCUGAACAACCACGUGUUCCUGCCCGUGCACAGGAUGCACACCUACGAGUUCUGCACCUGUGUGAGCGUUUUCUGCACAGACUGGUGGAGCUGCACAGACCACAGGACGUCACCAAAGGCCCGUCAGCUCCAGGACAGUUUCGCAUCACGUGCAAUAAGAUCAUCACACACAAGAUGUUUGACCACGUGGUGUUGGUCAUUAUCUUCCUCAACUGCAUCACCAUUGCCAUGGAGAGGCCUCGCAUCGACCCAAGCAGUGCCGAGCGGAUCUUCCUCACGUUCUCCAACUACAUCUUCACAACAAUCUUUGUGGCAGAGAUGACAGUAAAGAUCGUGGCUUUGGGCUGGUGUUUUGGGGACAAGGCGUAUCUGAGGAGCAGCUGGAACAUUCUGGAUGGGAUGUUGGUGAUGAUCUCUGUCAUUGACAUUCUGGUGUCGCUCAUCUCCAACUCUGGGACAAAGAUCUUGGGAAUGCUGCGAGUGUUGAGGCUCCUGAGGACGCUGAGACCACUGCGUGUUAUCAGCAGAGCCCCAGGCCUGAAGCUGGUGGUGGAGACCCUGAUGUCAUCGCUGAAGCCCAUCGGUAACAUCGUGGUCAUCUGCUGCGCGUUCUUCAUCAUCUUUGGCAUUCUGGGAGUACAGCUUUUCAAGGGGAAAUUCUUUAUUUGUCAUGGAGAGGAUGUGAGGAACAUCACCAACAAGUCGGACUGUUUGCAGGCCAGCUACAAAUGGGUCAGACACAAGUACAACUUUGACAACCUGGGACAGGCCUUGAUGUCUCUGUUUUUUCUGGCAUCCAAAGACGGUCGGGUGGACAUAAUGUACGGAUGGAUUAGCCGCAGUCGUAGUUGCCCCAACAGCGGAGCGUCGUCCAGUAAAUGCCCACAGAGUCCAGCAAAAUCAGAGAUCCAGCAGAAUUGGAGCCGCAUCAAGUCCCAUAAUGAACUACAACCCGGGAUGCUGCUCUACUUCAUCUCCUUCCUGCUGAUUGUGGCUUUCUUCGUGCUCAACAUGUUCGUGGGCGUGGUGGUGGAGAACUUCCACAAGUGCCGGCGCCACCAGGAGGCCGAGGAGGCCAAACGCAGGGAGGAGAGAGACUGA